This is a messenger RNA of Rotaria sordida, 804 nucleotides long. The record is from the annotation of a GenBank genome assembly. NCBI's taxonomy places the organism in Eukaryota, Metazoa, Rotifera, Eurotatoria, Philodinida, Philodinidae.
AUGUUUGCUCACGUCUUAGUCUUGUCAUAUCUGCUUGUGGGAUUCACCCUCAGUACUCCUAUCUCAGAUGUUUCCCAAACUGAAAUUGAUUAUGAAUUGUUCGGUGGUGGAUUCGAGGGUGACAUGAUUUUGCCUCCCGAAGUUCUCAACCCAUCAGAAGAACCAACCGGAAGAGGCGUGGCUAUUGCUGGACCUCGUCAAUGGCCUAAAAAUACAAUUCCUUACGACAUUUCGCUGAUCACAGAUCAAAAAGAUCGUGACAUGAUUGAAGCAGCAAUGAACACAGUGACGCUUGUUACGGGCUUCACCAAGCCAGGUGAAUCAACAAUCACUCCAUGCGUUACUUUUCGGCCUAAAAUGUCUAAUGAGUUCCAGUAUCUCAAAAUACAAUACGGAACAGGUUGCAGUGCAACGGUUGGUUAUACGCUUUUCAAGAAGACGUUAAACCUGGAGAAAAAUGGUUGUUUCACGCCUGGAAUUAUUCAACACGAACUAACACAUGUGCUCGGCUUCUACCACGAACAAUCACGUCCUGACCGUGACUUAUAUAUCACUAUCAAUCAUGGAAACGUUGCGAAAGGCAAAGGACAUAACUUCAACAAAUAUCUAUGGGGCGGUUCAGUGUUGAAUCAAAAUUCGACCUAUGAUUAUGACAGUAUUAUGCACUACGGAUCACACUCGUUUAGUAGCAAUGGACAGCCAACCAUCGUGGCUAAUGUGCCUGGUGUGAGAAUCGGUCAAAGACAAAAGCUUAGCCCAACUGAUAUAUCUGAAAUUCGCUCAUUCUAUGGUUGUGAAGCCUAG